Molecule: messenger RNA, 1419 nt
Organism: Capsaspora owczarzaki ATCC 30864
Lineage: Eukaryota; Filasterea; Ministeriida; Capsasporidae
Exons: 4
Coding region: 29-1315 (428 amino acids)
Molecular function (GO): NAD+ binding
Source: RefSeq, a predicted model, not a curated record
AACAGGCUCAGUCUCCCAAAUCCACCCAAUGCUCUGGUCGCUCAGAUUUGCAGGUCGCUCUGACCGGCUUGGCGCAGGGGCUCGUUCAGUGCACGCCAGCGCUGUCCGUCCCGCACCAUCGACCAUGCCUCGUAGUUUGCCGAAUAGUCUGCCCAGUCACUUGCACGAGUCGCAUACGAGUACGGCCGGCAGACUUCCAAAGCCAAACAAGGUUCCAUCCAGGUUUGUGGCCACUUCGGUCAUCACCACCGGUUCAGCUGCUGUUGCUGCUGCUGCGUCCUGGCAACAGCGUCGAUCGGCAUUCGGACAGGCGCAUCUGACAAGAACAAGAGGCCUUUCCAGCGUGGCCGGGUUGGCUUUCACAUACAACUCAAUGUCCUCGAAUGCGACGGAUGCGAAACAGCAACAAGUGGAGCGACUGCCGCUCAUGACGCUCGAUCCAACGAAAACAAUGCCUCAGAGUGCACGGGCCACAGACGAGCAAAUCCAGCAACUAGCCGAAUUUAUUGAACAGGCACCCAAGAUUGUCGUAUUGACCGGCGCAGGAAUAUCCACCGAGUCCGGCGUCCCAGAUUACCGAUCGCCUGGAGUGGGCUUGUAUGUCACUUCGUCACACAAACCCACGCAGUUCCGCGAAUUCGUCAUGAGCGAAACAAAGCGACGGCGAUACUGGGCUCGAAACUACGCUGCUUUUCCUUCGUUUGCUCAAACGCGACCAAACAUUUCCCACGAUGUGCUUGCACGGCUCGAGGAGACGGGCAAGAUCAACUUCAUCAUCACUCAAAAUGUGGAUUCGCUGCACUCGCACGCGGGAAGCAAACACGUGCUGGAGCUCCACGGCAACGGCAGCGAGGUUGUUUGUUUGUCUUGUCGUGAUCGGACACGCCGUUCUGAUCUUCAGGUGGUACUCGAGCGGCUCAAUGCCGAGUGGUCUGCCACAAUCACUGGAUUUACUCCCGACGGCGAUGUGAAUCUGGUCGAUGCCGGAUCCAUCUAUAGCUCCUUCCAGUUUCCCGAUUGCUCCAAGUGCGGUGGGCUACUCAAGCCUGAUGUUGUGUUCUUUGGCGAGAACGUUCCAGCGGAAACGGUCGAACUCGCGCGCCAGAAAAUCCGUGACGCCGACGCGCUCCUCGUCGUCGGUUCAUCGUUGACAGUCUUUUCCGGGUUUCGCUUUGCCAAGUAUGCACAGGAGCUUGGCAAGCCCAUCGGCAUUAUCAACAUCGGAGCAACGCGCGCCGAUGACAUUGCGACGUUCAAGAUUGAGUCACACAUUGGGGAUGUUCUUUGGCGGACCUACCAGCAGCUUCAGCUUUGAAGUGGGGGCUGUGGAUUGAUGUUUGUUGGCUGAUUGUCGUUUCAAAGUGUAUCAGAGUGCGAGACAAAAGUGCAUUGUAGUUUUUGAACAAAACGAAUGAAGAG